This is a messenger RNA of Aspergillus mulundensis, 516 nucleotides long. Its product is annotated as BTB/POZ domain-containing protein. NCBI's taxonomy places the organism in Eukaryota, Fungi, Ascomycota, Eurotiomycetes, Eurotiales, Aspergillaceae. The transcript is spliced from 2 exons. Bases 1 to 516 code for a protein of 171 amino acids. Gene Ontology annotation, molecular function: protein binding. The record is from RefSeq and is a predicted model, not a curated record.
AUGUUCACGACUAGGCGAAAUCCUCAAUCGCACCCUGACAGCUUCUCUUCCAGAUAUGGAACAUCGAAGGCUACUUCUCGGUCCCGACGAUAUGUUCGCGACUCUUCAGUCACAUCAAGACGCCUUGGGAAGUGCCAGGUACCAGACAGUCCGCCCGAUGGCAGCUCUUCCUCCUCGUCUGUCAUUACCAUCAGCGUUGGCCCAGACAAGCGACUUUUCGCCGCGCAUAAAGAAAUCCUCUGCGUAUCGCCAUUCUUCGCAGCCGCAUGCUCCCGAGCUCAAUCCCAGAACCCUCUCAGCAGCCGUCGAAUAGCAUUGCCGGAGGAACAGCCGGAGGUGUUCUCGUGCAUCCUCGAGUAUCUGUACAGAGGCGACUACUACCCACGGCUAGUCCAAAGUGAAAAGCACAAUACGUGGGAGCUGGAGAAUCCCAGGCUCAAGGAUGGACAGACCGACGGAGCUACGCUCUUCCAUCCGGCUGCUGGCGCGGAGAUUCUUAGGGAUACUGCUGUCUAG